CGCCAAGCAAAGAACACAAAAAAAUAUCCUCUCGCAAACAGCGCAAUGCAGUAAAAUAAAAUCAGCCCUUGUCAUUUUUCCAAAAAAAAAAGAAGAAAAGAACUCGAAACGUUUUAUAAAAAGUUUUUCCAAUAAUUUGCAAUUUGCUUGCGAGCCAUUUCCAUUUAUUUAUUUUACUAUAAGACGCGCAACGACAAACGGAAACUUCUAAUUGAAGCGAUCAGCGGAAUCCCAAAACCAUGUCCAUUGUAGAUAGUGGAAAAGUUUCCGAUAGCAGCUCUGGAAGCGGCGGCGGUGGUGGCGGCAUUGGCGGCGGCGGCAAUGAUUGGAUUUGCGAUGAUGUUGAUUGCAAAAAUGUGAACCUCGGGAGACGGACAAAUUGCCACAAGUGCCAGCGGGAGCGUCCUGAAGUUGUUGCGAGUACCGGAAGCGUCCCUGGCGGCGGAGCAGUACCCGUAGUUGCCGCCAUUGUUGGCGCUGUUAGCGGUGGUUCGUCGUCAUCGUCGUCGAAAAAGAAACUAGGCACAGAAAUCGGGAAGGCUGCCGCGGAGAAGUCGCGUGGCCUGUUCAGCGCCGAGGAUUGGCAGUGUAGCAAGUGCGCCAACGUGAACUGGGCCCGCCGGCAGACUUGCAACAUGUGCAACGCGCCAAAAUUCUGUGAUGUCGAAGAAAGGACCGGAUACGGUGGCGGAUACAAUGACCGAGGCGUAGUCGAGUAUAAGGAGCGAGCCGACUCAGACAGUGAGUACGACGAGUUCGGGCGCAGGAAGAAGCGUAAACACGACGAGCGAAAGAAGCCAUUAACAGUGCUGCCAGCAGAGAAGAUGCCAUCAAGGGAGAAGAACGGAGCAAACCUUCAGGUGGAUGCUGAACAUGAAGAGGACGAGGAAGAAGAAGACGACGAUGAGGAGGAAGACGAUGGAGAUGGGGAUCUCUCCAAGUACGACUUGUGGGGUUCGGACAACGACGAAGAUACCAAAAUCAAACCCAAAGUCGAGACCAAAACUCGCUCCAGAUCUCGUUCGAAUACACGAUCGACGCACAGCUCGUCGUCGUCAUCGAAGUCAUCCUCCUCCUCCAGCUCGUCAUCCUCGUCCACGUCACAUUCGUCGUCUGGCAGGAGCUCCUCGCCGUCGUCAUUGACAAAAUCCAAGACCAAGUCGCGGUCAUCGCGCGACCGUGUUCGCGAUCGCCACCGCGACCGCGAACGUUCGAAGACCCGAUCUCACACAUCUUCGCGAAAAUCUAGACAUAGCUCCAAGUCUCGUUCCAGGUCGACGACAUCUUCCAAAAAUCGUCCCAAUCGCUCCAAAGACAGACGAUUCCAUGGCACUUCCCGGUCCCGGUCUCGGACUCGUUCCCCAUCUGGGUCCGGUUCCCGCUCUCGCACCCACUCCAGGAACAUUUCCAGCUCUUCACAUUCGACGAAAUACAAAAACAAAGACCGCAGCAGGUCACCCCACUCGACUACCUCCUCGUCGCGUCACAAGAAACGAUCUCGUUCCAGGAGCACCUCAACCACUAAAAAGAGGCGUUAGCUGUUAGUCGCUUGACAACAACAUCCCAACACAAUACAGAUACACAAUGUUUGCUACUGUUCUUUCUAUUUAUACGCUAACUUAACGGUUUUGAACUUUAUUUUCAGUUUUUGAUUAUUUUCUUACUCUUACUCUUUUUCGGUUUCUUAAGAUAUACGCAAAUGCACGGUAGAUGAAUUGUUUUUUGAGUUAUUUCUUUCUUUUUUAUUUCGAAUUUCUUUUUAAUUUCAUUUUCUUAAUUUAUUGUU
Messenger RNA from Eupeodes corollae, 1786 nucleotides. Its product is annotated as zinc finger Ran-binding domain-containing protein 2. NCBI's taxonomy places the organism in Eukaryota, Metazoa, Arthropoda, Insecta, Diptera, Syrphidae. The coding region runs from base 240 to 1538 and encodes 432 amino acids. The record is from RefSeq and is a predicted model, not a curated record. The transcript has 3 exons. Gene Ontology annotation, molecular function: RNA binding; lipopolysaccharide binding.